Molecule: messenger RNA, 431 nt
Organism: Drosophila rhopaloa
Lineage: Eukaryota; Metazoa; Arthropoda; Insecta; Diptera; Drosophilidae
Product: larval cuticle protein 65Ag1-like
Exons: 2
Coding region: 40-357 (105 amino acids)
Cellular component (GO): chitin-based extracellular matrix
Molecular function (GO): structural constituent of chitin-based larval cuticle
Source: RefSeq, a predicted model, not a curated record
UCGAACUCUUCGGUUUCAGCAAACGAGUCAAAAGUCAAAAUGAAGUUCCUGAUUGUCUUCGUCGCCCUCUUCGCCGUGGCUCUGGCCGCUCCUGCUGGUCAGGAGGCCCAAAUCCUGCGAUCGGAAUCCGAUGUUGGCCCUGAGAGCUUCAAAUACGACUGGGAGACUAGCGAUGGCCAGGCGGCUCAAGCCGCUGGACAGCUGACGAACCCUGGAAGCGAACACGAGUCCCUUGCUGUCCAGGGCUCGUACCGCUUUGUGGGCGAUGAUGGUGUCACCUACGAGGUCAAAUACAUCGCCGAUGAGAACGGAUUCCAGCCCCAGGGUGCCCAUCUGCCCGUUGCCCCCGAGGCCUAAGUCACUCAAAGUGGAUUAACAGUUCCUUCUUAAUAUCGUUUAGAUUCCUCAAAAUAAAAAAUGAAUACCUAAAA